Symbiodinium necroappetens is the source of this 2547-nucleotide messenger RNA. Lineage: Eukaryota; Dinophyceae; Suessiales; Symbiodiniaceae. The record is from the annotation of a GenBank genome assembly.
AUGGGCUCGCUUCUCAGUGGCAAAAUCAGCGGCUGUGAGGAGAUGAAAGAGCACUACGGGGUCGAGGAAGUGGUCUACAUGGAUCAGAUUGCGGAGUGGUUUAAAAGCCGCGCGCCCAGCAAAGUCUAUCUGCAGCGCGGGGUGAACUCCGACAGCGGCAACGAGGUCGCCCCCGCGAAGUUCGAGGGCCUUGAAGCCUACGAUGUGGACACCGCAGCGUUGCACGCAGUGGUCUACGAAUGCAGAGCCCGCAAGAACGCAGAAGAGAUCAGGUUACUCCGGUACGUGAACCGGAUUUCUUCGGAUGCGCAUAUGGCGAUGAUGCGCGAGGCGCAGCCCGGAAUUAUGGAGUAUCAGCUUGAAAGCACUUUUGCUUACGGCUGCCACUACAAUGGAGGUUGCCGGCUUCUCUCCUACACGCCCAUUGCCGGCUCAGGGCCCAACUCGGCCGUGCUCCACUACGGUCACGCUGGGGCCCCGAACGAUCGAAAGCUGGAGGACGGAGACAUGGUGCUGUGCGACAUGGGCUGCGAGUUCUUCUGCUACGCCUCCGACAUCACGAACUCUUUCCCUGCAAAGCCAGUUCGGGUUCUGAUGCGGUCACGCUAUGCGAACUGGUGCAUAUCCGCCUUGGCAUCGCGUGCAGUUGCGUGCAACUGGUGCUACCUUCGCACAUGCUUGGUGGACUUUGCUCCUGAUUUCUGUGCGAGUAGCUGCGGUUCGUUGCAAUUUCAGGCCGAUGUGGAUUGGCAGCGCUCGCAGGACAUGCUGGAGGUGGUUGUGAGGAUAUGGACCCAAAUUAAUCCUGAUUCGCAGGAGUACCAACAAGUGCAGACAUUGCUUCUGGAAGCCAUCGAACUGGGGCGGCAGAGUUGCGAAGCUGCAGCGCUCACCGCCCAGCUUCUCGUCAUGGGCUUUCAGCAGCCAGCAGCACUCGAGGUGCAGAAGCUCUUGCUUCUACCUCAGGGGGAGAAACCUGUUGCUCACAGUAGCAUAUCGUGGGCUUCGAACUGGUUUCUGUCACUGCCCGACCCUGCGAUACUGGCGCUGACUGGCUGGCAGGCCUUCUUUGCUGCCUUGGGGGCGUCCUUGGCCCAGGCCCCCUCUGAGCCUUGCGAUUGGUUGCGGAAGGAGAGCCGACAUUCGGAAGCCUUGGAUCUCUUGAGGCUCGCAGCCUCCAUGGAGCUUCAAACGGAAGCUCCGGGGCGGCCUCGCUGGCAGCAAGCCGUGGCUUUCCGAGUGCUCAAGGAUCGACUUCGCUCUGCCUUUGAGAUCUUGCGGAUGGAGCGACAGACCCUCGGCCACGAGUGCUUGAGCACUGUAGCAGGCAUUGUGGCGGAAGUGUCCUCCAGAGUUGCUUCCAAAUUCCGCGACGUGAGCUGGACAUCGACGCUGUCUCGAUGGCCGGAACUUCCGAGCCCGCCCAGGCAAGAACUUGGUCAGUCCUUGCGGGCUGCGGUUUGCGUUGCCGGACAACCUCGAGCCAUGUCUGGCGAACUUCUUGAGCCCAUGGCCCGGCAGCUGUUCAAAAGCCUCUGUCCUGUGGCAGCUGGGACUUCUGCUCCUUUGCUACUUCUUUUCUCGCUUGCGAGCCAGCCCCAUCUGGGUGUCGAAGCAGGGGCAGCCUCCCUCCAGUCGCAGCUUUCGAGAGUGCUGCAGUCCACAUCGUGUCCACAGCUCGGCCCUGUGCCGGCGGUCUUGCAGCGAGUUGACGUCGUGGACGAUGCCAGUUACGAGGAUGUCGCGGAAUUGGUCAAUGCUUAUUCAGAGGAGGCAUGGUGGCACGGUGAGGGUCAUGGCCGGUUGAAGUGGGCUCGGCAGUUACUCGGCAUAGACCGAUGUCACAUUGCCCUGCAAGAAGAAGAGGAGAUCGUUGGACAAGUGGACUGGGUAGUGUUUUUGCGACCCGACCUUCUGCACGUAGUUCCACUUCCAGACCUCAGUCAUUUUUGGAAAGGUCACGUUGUGGUGCUUCCGGAUGGGGGUCAGAAGCUGACUGCUCAAGCUGGAUACCUCGAGGGCCUGGAUCGUGCACUCAUCCUCUCCCGCAGUGUUGCGGAAGCCUUCUUCGUGCUUCCGCACCAGUCCUUGAGAAAUGCGAGUUUCCUAAAACGGCACCCGACCUGCCUUAGUUGCUCGGGCUGGCGAUCUCCAGGUGUGAAGCUCAGCCCAGAGAAGCACCUGGCGAAUGUACUUUGGCAGUGGGCAGAAGACCGCAGAAGCGAGUCAGAAUUGGAGCUGACGGUGGAUGAGAACUGGAUUCAACCGCUUGUGCUCUCAGAAACAGGAUGCAUCAACUUCCGACCUUGCGCCGAUCGGAGCUGUCUUCCAGCAGAGCCGCAGCAACAACAAGCUCCGACCCAUGGGCCGCGGCUGCCUCGCUGGGCUCGUGGCCUUGCCCUACGGCGCACUUGCUGGCCUUUGGAUGCAGAAUUUGAAGCGGGGGCAGAGGCUUGGGUGAAUGCGGCCCCACCUGAUACCGUAGAGGCUUUUUUGGAGAGUCCUGCAGCGAUCCUUGUUCCACACCUGCCUGAGCCAGAAAACUGA